AUGUCGGUUCAGGAAUAUGCAGUCAAUGAAUACACCGCCAAUGCGCAACCUCACUUCAACUUGCUGAGGAUAUUGGGCGGAUGGGGCAACGUCAACAUGCUCCGGAGCAUGCUAGCAGGAACAUCGACAGCCGCUGUCCUCGGACUCUCAGCCGCUAUCGUGGGAAGCAGCAUCUGGGGCACCGCCGCCCUGCCCUUCAUUGUCGGUUCUUCAUUAGGAUUCGUACUCGGAAGCACGAGAUGGUACAUUGUUGCCGUGAAAGAAUCCCUGCUGCAGCUGGACAACUACCCCGCCAUCUUGCGCCUCCACCUGAUCGCCAACUUCCCCUGGAAACCGGAGCUCGGACGGCAUAACCUUGAUUGGUACAAUGCCAGACGAUUCAGCUCGACGUGGCAGAUGAAGAGCAUGCUUGUGGCUAGUUGGCUGACUGCUCAGCCGGCGCUGGACGAGAUUCGGAGUCGGACUGAGGCUGCGUUGGUGGAUAAUUAUCUCAGGCAAGGGGGAUUCGAAGGAGAGGAUCAGGCUGCCACGCCGCAGGAAAGUCGAUGA
Molecule: messenger RNA, 549 nt
Organism: Colletotrichum tamarilloi
Lineage: Eukaryota; Fungi; Ascomycota; Sordariomycetes; Glomerellales; Glomerellaceae
Exons: 3
Coding region: 1-549 (182 amino acids)
Source: RefSeq, a predicted model, not a curated record